Messenger RNA from Cryptosporidium muris RN66, 1356 nucleotides. RefSeq lists its product as uncharacterized. The record is from RefSeq and is a predicted model, not a curated record. The transcript has a single exon. Lineage: Eukaryota; Apicomplexa; Conoidasida; Eucoccidiorida; Cryptosporidiidae. Gene Ontology annotation, biological process: double-strand break repair via homologous recombination; resolution of meiotic recombination intermediates. Bases 1 to 1356 code for a protein of 451 amino acids. Gene Ontology annotation, cellular component: RecQ family helicase-topoisomerase III complex; nuclear body.
AUGAGUGUACAAGCUUAUAUAGAAGAUAAAUAUAAAGGUAUUGUGUUAAGAUGUGAAGCAUUGGACAAUAUAGUCGAAUUAAUAAGUGAUGAAAAGGAUUUUUCGUUAAAAUGGAAAUCUAAGAUUGACGAAUUUAUACUGAAUAGUGACUUAAGAUCGAUAGCUACAAGUAAUUUGGUAGCUUUAAAUGAAUCUAAGGAGAUAAUAUGCAAAGAUCUGAUUUUCAUGAUUAUUAAUAUAAAGGAUUGCAGUUUACCAAAACAUUUCGAUUUUUCUGAUUUAAACCCAUAUGAAAUUGAUGAAAAUGAUACUGUUAAUAACGAAUAUGACCUAAAAAGUGGGUCUAAAACUACAACACAUAAUAAAGGUAGAACAAGGACACUUCACUUAACUUUGACAAAUGGUCUUACUUCUUCUAAGUCAGAUAUGAUUAUUAGUGCUAUUGAGUAUGAAAGAGUAGAUGCACUGUCCUGUGAUUUAAUGCCUGGUACAAAGAUUUUGCUUUAUGGAGAAAGUGAUGCAAGAUCUAAUAGUGUAACUAGAUAUAGUGAAAAUAAAACAUUGAAGAUGCAAAAUGGUAUAUUAUUACUAAAGCCAUGUAAUGUUAAAGUUAUUGGUGGUAUUGUUAACUCAAUUAUUGAAUCUUGGAGGACGAAUAUGUUACUAGCUUCAUAUAGAACUAAAAAUAGCAUAGUAACAUCUAGGAAUAUAAACUCAAAGCCUCCAAAAUUUACUCCUUAUACUGAUAAUAUGAAGAAAUUGCAGGAAUUACUUAAUGAGGCUAAAGUUGCACAAGAAAUCUAUAAGAAAUCAAAAUACACUCAACAUGAUAAUAUGGCAAAAGAAGCCAGAUUUAAUAUUGAAGAUUUUCAUAAGAAAGUCAUAAAUAACAAUGUUAUAGAUGAAGAUGAGCAAUCUAAGAAAAUACAUUCUCCAAAUAAGACAACUAAUAGUAAUAAUGUAGAAAAAUCUGAUAAUACUAUAAUUAGGAAUAACAAUACUAAUAAAUCUAUAACAGUGGACAAGUUUAGAUUAUCAGCAAAAAAAAAUAAAGAUAAGAAAAGUGAUUUAUUAAAAUCUAAGAAAGACAACAAAAACAUAUAUGAUGAUGAUCCCGGUGCACCUGUCAGAUUUAAUAGAGGUAAAGAAAAAAUUGACUUAGAGGCUAAGAAAUUUAUAAAAACUACUAAGACUAGUGUUUCACUUGCUGAUCACCUAUUUGCAAAACUUAGUAUUGAUGUAAAGCAGAUUAGUGAGAUUACUAAGUUACAGAAUCCAAUUAAUACAAAGAAUAUAGAGUUCGAGGGAUCUACAGAUAAGAAGACAGGAAAAGGAACCAUACAAAAAACUAAAUAG